GGCGGCUGCUGUUUAUGUGCAGCUGUGGGAGUGAGCGGAGAGAGAGGAUCGCGUUCUGCAAGGAGACUGCCUUGAGACUGCACGGGCAGCUGCUCAGAAAGAGAAAGAGAGAGAGAGAGAGAGAGAGAGAGAGAGAGAGGCUAGUACAGCAGGACUUGCAGAGCCUGAGAUUCCAAAAGACAGCUGUAACAGGGAGAGACUGCAGCACUAUGCAUUACAGAGCGACUGCAGCUGAAGAUGGGAGCGCAGAGAGCGAUUGCUGAUGUAUAGCAGAUCUACUGGAACACAGGGAGACUGCUGAUGUAGAGAGAACGCACAGGUAGGGCAGGGUGCUAAAGAAACUGUCUGACAAGACACCCGACAAAAAAACUCUACUGCUAUAUGAGGGAGAUGCUAGAGACAUUCCUCGUGUUUGGAGGAGACUGCCCAGGUAUAUCUGGGAGCUGGCACAGAGACAGCACUGACAGACCCAGCCACAACAUGUUAGUGACUGCUGGAUAAGGGAGUUGCUUUAAGGAAGAGACUGCCCAGGUAAGGGGAACUGUCAGAGAGACACCAGUGACAGACAGUGAGCAUUUAAAAGCAGAAAGUAAAGACGGAAACUGCUGAUGCAGAAGAGACUGCAGGCAAGGGUGCAGGGAGUCUGCAGGAAGAUGGAUUAAUUCUGUGCUCUGUUAACUAACAACCAUAUUGAUAAUGUACAUCUAGCUUCGAGAUUCAGCAUUGAGCUGACUCGGGGUUGUUAAAGUGAAGGAAGGCUGCAGGCAGGGGCCAUGGAAAGGGGAGACUGAGCCUUACAGUUGUAUACAUUGAGUUUAGGGACCUCACAUACAUGGAGAGAACAGCACCCACUGAUACCUUUCACAGUCACUACUACCACUGUGUGAGUGGGGUAAAGGGAUUCCCAGCUCAUCCCCCAGACAAUAUGAUGUGGCUGUAGGGAGCAUGAGCAGCGGGGGACAGACCAUUGCUAGAAAAUCAGGGGCCAGAGGUGUAGGGCAGAGCAUCUCUAAACAGGUUCCAAGAGCUAAAGUUCCUAGAGACGCAGGGAAUGGAGCAAGAAGAAGCUGCCUCAGAGUCAGUGACAGAGGUUUCUUUGCUGGACAGAAGAUGUUUAAGCAGGAACUGCCCAAAGGCACAUCUGAUGCCCCAGGGGAGAUGAUAGUCACAGGGGUACCCAGCAACAAAGCUAAUGGUGCAGGGUAUAGCAAACUAAGGCCUCAAGCAAACAACAUAGGUAUCUGCUCAGGAGAGAAGAACUUCAGUCAACCACCAAAGGACACACCAAAUAUCAUAAAUCAGAAUGGCACCAGAGCUUUUCCCAAGGGUACAUCCAAUGGUUCUGUUCAGAGAAUCAUCAGAGAGACGGGUACAUCUAAUGGUACAGGCCAGGCACUCACAACCAAUGGGGCAGUCCAAGAAGUCCAGAGAGAUAAGGGCACAUUUAAUGUACCAGCCCAUGGAAUUAUUGGUGACACACCCAAGAGCCUAGUUAAUGGCCUAUCUGGAGUUUGGCCUCACAGUUCCAACCACAGAGUCAUUCCCAGAAGACAUGGAGACAACCAGCAAGUUUCUUUGGCCUAUGGAACAAGCCUUGGGCACUGGACGCUCGCCUUGCCUGUUGUCUUGGCCACCCUUUGUUUUGCCAGGUCAAUUUUAGGAGAAUUUGUCCAUGAUGAUGUUUGGGCGAUUCUCAACAAUCCAGAUAGCCGGGGGGAGACACCACUGAGUACCAUCUUCCAAAAUGACUUCUGGGGCAAAGCCAUGAAUGCCAACACCAGCCACAAGUCCUAUCGCCCUCUGUGUGUGCUCAGCUUCAGAAUCAACGUCUUUCUUGGAGGCCUGAAUGCAAUUUAUUUUCAUGCCGCCAAUAUCAUCUUACACGCAGCCGUCAGCUCGCUGCUCAUGUACACCUGCGUCACGGCUGUGUUUGAAGAUAAGAGACUGGCGUUGGCCGCUGCUUUGCUCUUCUCAGCUCACCCCGUCCACACGGAGGCUGUAGCUGGGAUCGUGGGCAGAGCUGACGUUCUCUCCUGUUUUCUCUUCCUUCUAACUUUCCUCUCCUACAUUAGGAGUGUGGAUGUCGGGCAGUCUCGCCACAGCUUUCCCCCCACUUCAUCUCCUCUGUUCUUGCUGCUGAGCCUGAUUCUCGGUACCUGCGCUGUUUUGGUGAAGGAGACGGGGAUCACGGUUUUUGGGGUGUGCCUGGCCUACGACUUCCUGUUCCUGUGCCCAACCAGAUGCAAAAGAUGCCCUUCUCCAGACCACCCCGCAAGCCGCUGGUAUGUGGCCGGUCCCUUCCUGAAGAGAGCGGCUCUGGUUUCCUUCUAUGUCUCCUUGGUUUUAUAUUUCCGCCUGCGAAUCAUGGGAGGCUCCAUGCCAUUGUUCUCGGAACAAGACAAUCCGGCUUCCUUCUCACCUUACCUUCUCACCAGGUUCCUGACCUACUCGUACCUCCUGGCUUUCAACGCCUGGCUUCUACUGGCCCCCAUCACUCUGUGCUAUGAUUGGCAGGUUGGAAGUAUCCCACUAAUCCAUUCUAUAUGGGAUGUAAGAAAUUUAGCGACUUUGCUGUUGGUGGGCAUCCUAGGAUUGCUGGCCUUACACUGCUUGGCAUCUGUAAAGCAGAGGGCGCCAAACAGAGAAGUCCUGGUGGGGCUGUUGUUCCUGCUCUUCCCAUUCAUACCUGCUUCUAACCUGUUCUUCAGGGUGGGCUUUGUGGUUGCUGAACGAAUUCUCUACAUGCCCAGCAUGGGGUUCUGCAUUUUGUGUGUACAUGGUCUGAAGGUUCUACAGUCUCACAUGAGCCAACGCCGGUCCCUUACCUUGAUGCUCUGCUUCCUGGUUCUUCUGCUCCUCUUCUCCUGUAAAUCUGUAUCCCAGAGUGAGUGCUGGAGAUCACGAGAAGCUCUCUUCAGAUCCGGUGUCCAGACCCUGCCACACAAUGCUAAAGUGCACUACAACUUUGCCAACUUCUUGAAGGACCAAAGCCGCAAAAAUGAAGCCAUUAUGCACUACAAGACUGUGCUGAGACUGUACCCAAAACACCCCAGUGCUCUCAAUAACCUCGGCACCCUGACCGCUAACACGACUGAGGCUGAGGAAUACUACCGUAAGGCCCUGAUAAUCAGCCCACAGCACAGCAGGGCCCUCUUCAACUUGGGCAACCUUAUGAGGACUCAAGGUCAGAAUAAUGAAGCAGAACUGCUGCUCAGGGAGUCCUUGCUUCAUGGUCCAUACUUUGGAGAUGCUUAUUCCAGCCUUGGGUCUUUGCUGGCUGAUCAGAAGCGGUAUGAGGAAGCUGAGGAUGUGUAUCAGGCUGGAAUCAAAAGCUGUCCUGAGAACUCGGACUUGCAGAACAACUAUGGAGUAUUCUUGGUAGAUAUGGAAAAACAACAAAAAGCCGUGUCUCAUUACCUCCGUGCCCUGCAGCUUCGACCUGACCACCACGUGGCCAUGCUGAACUUAGGACGUCUCUACCGUUCACUUGGGCAGAACAAGGAGGCUGAGUUGUGGUACAGAAAGGCUCUGCAGAUCUCUCGUGAGGUGGAUGUUAUCUCACCCCUUGGAGCCCUACUUUAUAAUACAGGGCAAUACGAGGAGGCCAGGCGCCUCUAUCAGGAGGCUGUGGGACUUCACCCCAGGAAUAUGCACAUACGAUUAUCACUGGCUCAGGUAUUGGCUGUUUUGGGUCAAACCCAUGAGGCUGAAGCUCUGGUCCAAGUGAUUGUAGCCGAGGUUCCAGACUGUAUUGAAUGUUUCCGGCUUCUGUCAGCCAUUCACAGUAAGAGAGAAAACUUUGUAAAGGCCCUGGAAUUGAUUGAUGUUGCUCUGCAGAUGAAAUCAAAUGAUGCAAAACUGUUGUCUGAGCUUCAUUUUACAAGAGGCAACCAACUGAGGGAACUUAACCAACUGGAGGAAGCCUUCCAGAGUUAUAAGCAAGUGGCUGAACUAAAUCCUAACCAAGCUCAGGCCUGGAUGAAUAUGGGAGGAAUCAGACACAUGCAGGGUGACUACACGUCUGCUCGGGCCUUUUAUCAGAAGGCAGCUGUUCUGGACCCAGACAGUAAGUUGCUGAAAGAAAAUCUGGCCAAGCUACAGCGGAUAGAAAAUAGAUUGCAAGGAGCAAAGGCAAAAGUUCACUCAAAGGAUAAGCAAAGAGUGUCUUUAAAGUCAGAGACAGAAGAAGACAUUGGAACCAAGAAGACUAAAGUCAGGGCAAAAAAAUAUGUUGAGAAAUCUCAAAGGGCAGAAAGAAGAUCACCUGAAGAAUUGUGAAAAGCUGGAAAGCCUGGAUGAACUUCUUAAUUAAUGUGCUAGAAUGGCCUCAUGGAGCUCUAAAGAAACGUAGCAGCGAUGUGGUGUACAUCUGGAGAAAGGUUGGUGGUGCAUGAAUGAACUGUGGAGAAAUGUUGAAGGACCCUGGUGGAACUCUGGAGAAAUAUGGCAGGAACUCUGGAGAAGUGUGGAGGAACUUUUUGGAUUUUUUUUAGAAAAAUAGAAAAAUGGUGAGAGCUAGACCGACGUUUGGAGAAAUAUAUAUGAAGCUUGAAGGAUUAAUACUAAAUGAUGACCAACCUAAAAGUCUUGUUGAGUGGACUGUACCAAACAGACACUCUAGGACUGAGGGGGUACCUACUGGAGAUCACAAUCCAAAAAAAAAGAAAAAUGUUGACAAAACAUGCAUUAUGGUAUCAAAACUAUGUUUGUUGCCUGUACAGUGAACUUCCUAAUGUUUAGCGAUCUAUGAUAGUGUCUAAAAAUCAAAAAUCUUUGCAGUCAGGUAUCAAGCGCAGUUGAAUCACAUCUAGGGUUUGCAUAUCAGAGAUUCCAAGGAUCUGGGCAUAUCUAUAUCUUUGAACCAAAGCCUGGAUUCAUUUGUUCGUAUUUUUUUAGGCACAUAUCAAACCAAUGAUGGACAAAAUGCACAAAUUUAAAAUAUAUAGUAGUAUAUUAUCAUGUAAAUAUUGGGAGAGAUAUCAUAAAAGAAACAGGCUAUGAAACAUAUAUCCAGAUAUUAAGGAAUUAUCAAAUUGGGUUAUCUCAGCUGGCACAUCGGUUUUAUGGUGUUUUCUUGGAGGGUUGACUAUAGUCCUUUCUCCAGAUGGAGCAAGAUGGUGCUCCUACCUCCCUUCUUCACCCAGCACCAGAUCCAUGUGGAGCCUCCAGGUGCCACCUACUAUAUGUUAAAACAAUGUGGUGGCUUUUGGUGGGUCUAACACCUGCUUAGGUGAGAAAUCACAUAUAUCAGAGCUGCCCAACCGUACUAUUCCCAGCACAAACUGAUUUUGGGUCCCACAAAACUUGUUUUGCUCCAGGCCUCACCACAGCCAAAGAAAGUCCUGCCAGCAGACCUACCUGUAAUAAUGACCGCCCCGACUGUACCUUGUUGUGACUUUUUAUUCCUAUGGGUGGUCUAGAGACGGGGGAUUCCAGCCUUUCUGCUCUAAGGGUUUACUCAUUAUAACAGUAAGGCGAUGGUCCAUCUCAAGAAAUGUGCUAACAUACAUACACACAUGGAGCUGGCGUGCAACUGAACUUGAUGGUCGAUUUCCAUGUCAGAACGUUGCCUGUGCUGGGUAAUGUAUACACAGAGACAUCUGCUCUUGAUCAUGGUGUUUGAACAGGCACGUGCAAUUGGCAGCAUGGCAAAGCUCUCCCCUGUAACCCUAUAGCCCAACUGUAUACUUGCCUAUUUGCUUCUAAUGCAUAAAUUCCACAGCCCUCUGAUUCUUUGUAAGGGGGGGGGUGGUGACACUGGGAAUUUAGGAAUGUUUAUAUUAUUUGUUCAUUUAUAUUGGGAGAGGUUUUUAGUCAGAGAUUUUGGGUUAUCUCAGUCUGUUACCCUCUGUCCUUUAGCAAAGCAGGGGCUGUUGGGAUGGAUAAAUAGCCUGGAAGGAAAAAUCGCUGGUAAAGUAAACAUUUCCCUAAUGAAAUGUGCAUUAAUAUUCAUAUGAUAAAUGUUAUUCGCUGCAAACAUUUUAUCAAAUCUAUAUAUAUAUAUAUAUAUAUAUAUAUAUAUAUAUAUAUAUAUAUAUAUAUAUAUAUAUAUAUAUAAAUCUCAUGAUUAAAUUCUAUUUAGUAGGGUGCUGAGUUGUGAUAUAGGAGAACAAAGAGGAUUUCAGACCACUGAAUCUCUUCUUGUGAGUUGGAGCCAGUAUCACAUGACAGGAAGAAAGUAGAUAGACCCAUGCACCAAUUUCCUUAAAGAGGUUACCACCUACAGAAAAUUAGUGUACCAUUUUCCCAAAAGAGGUUCCCAACAGUGGCGUAACUAGAUGUUACUGGGCCCCACAGCAAAUUUAUUUUAAGGCCCCCAACAUAUCCAGAGGUUGUCAAGUUUUACCAAUAUAUAUUAAUAUUGCUCAGUAAUUAGGUCCUCAUGGGGACCCUAUACCUCCUGGGCCCACCUGAAGCCGCAGGGUCUGCUUCCUCUGUAGGUACGCCCUUGGUUACCACCUACACAAAUAAAUGUACCAUGUUCCCUAAAGAGAUUCCCACCUACACAAGUAGAUAGACCAUGUGCAUCAUCCUUAAGGAUGUUCCCACCUAGAGCAGUAAGUGUACUAUUUUCCCUAAAGAGGUUCCCACCUACACAAAUAAGUUUAUAGGCCCAUGCCUACCGUCUUCCUUAAGGAGGUUCCCUAUAGCAAAUAAUUAGAUAGACUAGUGAUGGGUGAAUUUGUCCCAUUUUGCUUUGCCAAAAAAUUCUCUAAUUUACCCCAAAAAUUUGUGAAACGUGAAAAAUUUGAGUAAUGCAUUGAAGUCAAUAGGUGUAGAAAUUAUUUUGACGGGCGUAAAUUUUGACGCCAGCGACAAUUUUUAUAUGUGCUCCUAUUUUAUCCAAAUGCAUGAAAGUCAAUGGACGUCUGAAUCAUUUUGACGUGCUACAAUUUUUAUGUGCGUGACUAUUCUGACGGGCGCUAAAUUGUUUUUGACACUGAGAAUUUUCUUGAACUUAUUGAUGGCAAAACUGAGAUAGAUCUGUGUGUACCAUCUUCACUAAGGAGGUUCCCACCUACAGCAAAUAAAUAGAUAGACUUAUGUGUACCAUCUUCCCUAAGGAGCUUCCCACCUAGAGCAAAUAUGUAAUUUUCCCUAUUAUAUUACUAAUAUAAUGAAUCUGAAGCAACAGUGCCACCUGCUGUUCAUUUCAUCUUCUGGACACAGUCAGUAGAAAAUUAAGUUUGUGGGAAUAGGAAAGUCACGUCAUAUUCAUAAAAUAAAAUUAGUGAGCAAAGAAUAGGCAUCUCCUCUAUCAUCCUUUCUCCCUCCUGUGUCUGCCCCCCCCAGAUGACUUUGGUGCUCCAGGUAUGCCUCAACUAAGGUCUUACUUAGGUAGCAGGUGGGCCAACGUUCAAAUGGCAGUGGGGGGCGUGCCAUUGUGGUAUAGUCUGUGAGAAGGAGGAAGCCGGUCUUACUGUUCCUCCAGUUCUGUCCCAUCCUGGCCAAACUCCCUGGUCUCCCUUAGGAGACAGAUUUAGAGUUGGGGGUUAACCUUGAUGGGUGGCAGUACUCCUGCCCCUGGUAUCAUCCGGUUGUUAGCGCUAAUGGCUGACCGAAGGCUCUUUGUGUUAGGUCUACCUGGAGACCCAUGGGUCCAACCUCCUGUGGACAGUAUGCUUGAAAAGCUAGGUCUUCCAGUGACGCCCUCUUUUGUUUGUAAUCACGUGUCCUGCCUCCUGGAGGAUGGAGCUUUAUCCUAUAGGUCUCCUGUGUUUCCCAUAGAUGUAAGAGAAAUUAGUUAGUGAGCAGAGAAGAGUCACCUAAGUUUACAAGAUCCCUUUCUUAGCAACUUUUCAAACGACCGUGGGCAGUCAACAGGUGGUGCUGUUGUUUUAAAGUCAUUAUAUUAGCAGUGUAAAAACUCAUAAUAUCUAGAAAAUGAAAUAAUGUAAAUUGAAGAAAUGCAUAGAAGAGUACUCUAAGCAAUUUAUAUUAUUUUUCUUUUAAUAAUCCAUUCCUGGCUGCAGGUGCCAGCAUGCACUAACAUGUUGUAGCAUUCUGGGAGUCAUAGUUUGACAACAGGUGGUUAACCCAUAGCCCAGCAUCACUGUACAUCCCAUGCUUGAGGCAAUAAAUGGGAAAGUUGGGAAGUUAUUGGUGUGCAGAAAUACUAUUUAUAUUUUUAGUAAACUGCAGAAUAUUUUGGCUUGAUAUUUAUAUAAAUUCCUAUGCACAUGGCAGCUUUGUAUUUCAUUCUGCAUAGCUAACAUAUAACGUAGAUCAGCAACUGGACAUAUUUUUUUUUACAUAUCUAUAUAUUUAUGAAAGAGACCUGUGCAUCUUUAGUGAUUUAUUACUGCAAUGUAAAUAACUGGAUUUACAGUGCUUAAAGGACAAGUAACCCACUAUGAAAAACUUUGGUCAUAUACAGUAGAAAGGUGUAUACAUCAAAUGAUAAAAACUGAUCAAUUCAAGAGGGUCCUGCCCAGUGCCCAAUAGAACUAACAAUCUAAAAUGAGCCAGCACUCCCCAUGGAGGUGUAUAGGCAGUAAAGCCAAAAUAAAGCAAUAGUCACGUGAUCUAUAUUCAUUCCAGAUUUUCAGAGAAAAUAUAUUUUGCUCCUUUUGUAUACAAUGCAUUGAAAAUGAAUGUCUGUCUACAAUUCUGCAUGGAUGUCCUACUCCUCGUGCAAGCACAGCAUUAGGGCUUCGCUUUAUGGCAGUGCUGCCUCAAUGCUAUUCUGUUGGCUGAUCUCCAAGCUAUGCAACGGGCCCUGUUCCGCAAGACACUUGUGUUUGAAAUUAUAAACCUUCUCAGGAACUUGCCGGAGAUAAAAAAAAUAAAAACUCACAACAUGGGAAAAUGUAUUUCUAACACAACUAAUGGAAACCAUUGCGGGUUUGGUGGAAGUUGGCCCGGCGAGCGAAACAGGAGAACGAUGUACUGCUUGGCAGUGCCCGGGAGGUAGAAAUUAAUUAUGCGACUUCAACAGUUGUUGCAUUUUGAGAAGUGCAAAUGUUUGGCCAUCGGAUCUCUGGGAAAACAAAAGAUUUCUGGGAGGAGGGUUUGGGUUGCUGCUGCUGUGGUGAUGUAUAUGAGAUGUGAAUAAGUGUAUGUGAUGCGGUUUGUUAUAUUAAAGGGCCUGAGACCCAGAA
Xenopus laevis (African clawed frog) is the source of this 9101-nucleotide messenger RNA. RefSeq names its product transmembrane and tetratricopeptide repeat containing 1 L homeolog (gene tmtc1.L). Lineage: Eukaryota; Metazoa; Chordata; Amphibia; Anura; Pipidae. The transcript is spliced from 19 exons. Gene Ontology annotation, biological process: protein O-linked glycosylation via mannose. Gene Ontology annotation, molecular function: dolichyl-phosphate-mannose-protein mannosyltransferase activity; mannosyltransferase activity. The record is from RefSeq and is a predicted model, not a curated record. Bases 946 to 4278 code for a protein of 1110 amino acids. Gene Ontology annotation, cellular component: endoplasmic reticulum; membrane.